Messenger RNA from Vicia villosa (hairy vetch), 1050 nucleotides. Its product is annotated as actin-like. The coding region runs from base 1 to 660 and encodes 219 amino acids. Lineage: Eukaryota; Viridiplantae; Streptophyta; Magnoliopsida; Fabales; Fabaceae. The record is from RefSeq and is a predicted model, not a curated record. Gene Ontology annotation, biological process: anatomical structure morphogenesis. The transcript has 7 exons. Gene Ontology annotation, cellular component: nucleus.
AUGAAAAUCCUAAGUUGGAACUGCAAGGGGUUGAGGAGUCCUCGUGCACUUCGAGCCUUGCAAAGGCAUAUUCGAAAUGAAAAUCCCACCCUUUUCUUUCUGAUGGAGACACACCUGAAGGAUGGGGAGCUGCAGGUAAUUAAGUAUAAAAUUGAUUUUGAGCAUGUUUUCUCUCUUGAGUGUGUUGAGUAUGGAAGAGAAAGGGUGGGUGGUCUAGCAAUUUUGUGUUUAUGUUUUUUCUCUCUAGCAAGUUUUGAAGAGAGAUUUCAGAAGGAAUCUUUGCUAAGUUCAUCUGCUGUUCGACCGACCUUGGUUAAGAUAUUGCUCCAGUUAUUGAGGGUGCUGUUAACCACAUUGCCUCGAGAAGAUUUGAGUUUGGAGCUAUACCCAUGUUGUGCUGAAGAUGACUUUGCUUAUCUGAAGACCAAAGAUCAUUGUCCUGUGGAGACACAUACCCUUCCUGAUGGACAGGUGAUAACAAUUGGAAGAGAAAGAUAUACAGUUGGUGAAGCUUUAUUCCAGCCAAGUCUAUUGGGUUUAGAGGCUCAUGGCAUUGUAGAGCAGCUUGUCCGUACUAUUUCAACAGUGACAUAUGAUAAUCAUCGGCAACUUCUGGAAAAUACUGUGGUUUGUGGUGGCACUUCUUCUAUGACUGGUUAACCGAUGGUUGUCAAGUUGUGGUUAUAAGCUUUGGUAUGAGAUUCGAAUAUUCUUUGGAGGACCUGACGAUAAUGAAGCGCUUGCUUACGGUAUGAGAAUAGCCAAACAUCCUGACAUUGUGCUAACUGUUGUUAAAUUUGUGUCUCCACCCGGAACAAUAUUAUCAUUCAGCGCUAAGUUAGUCGGUGUUGCAUCGGUAGAAUAUACUAUGUUAGGAAGAAUGUAAAUAGGUUAACAGUUGAUUGUAUAUUAUCAAAGAAUGUAAAUAGGUUAACUGGUGAUUGUAUGUUAUCAUUUCAUCAUUAAUUUUUUUACUGAGGUACUUUUGAAUUUUCAUUUGUAUCAUAUUUCCAAACAAUGAUAUUAUUAUUAUUAUUAUUAUUAUUAUUA